This is a messenger RNA of Scophthalmus maximus (turbot), 4098 nucleotides long. RefSeq names its product G protein-coupled receptor 161a (gene gpr161b). NCBI's taxonomy places the organism in Eukaryota, Metazoa, Chordata, Actinopteri, Pleuronectiformes, Scophthalmidae. Bases 200 to 1795 code for a protein of 531 amino acids. The record is from RefSeq and is a predicted model, not a curated record. Gene Ontology annotation, biological process: G protein-coupled receptor signaling pathway. The transcript is spliced from 6 exons. Gene Ontology annotation, cellular component: membrane; recycling endosome. Gene Ontology annotation, molecular function: G protein-coupled receptor activity.
GUUUUAGAAGUUCACUUAUCCUGACGUCUCACAGUCAACUCGUACCAACACACCCGCUGGAGACUCACGUAAACUUCACGAGUUUCACUUCUUUGUUUGGCUCAAAAGUUCAACUUUGACUUUCACAGUCGGUUCGUCACUGAGGAGCUCCGCCGGAUGAGACCAUUCCUCCACCUGUCCAGUGGCCCGACCUCUCACCAUGAACACCAGUAGGAACUGCACCGCGGCGGGGAACGGCGAGGGUCUGGCCGCCCUGGAGUCGGUCUCCAUCGUGACCAUCACGCUCCUCGCCGGCCUGGGCAACCUCUUGAUCGUGGCCACGCUGUACCGCAGGCCCUAUCUGCUCACGCCCAGCAACAAGUUCGUCUUCAGCCUGACCCUGUCCAACCUGCUGCUGUCCACGCUGGUGCUGCCGUUCGUGGCCGUGAGCUCGGCGAAGAGGGAGUGGGUGUUCGGCGUGGUGUGGUGCAACUUCACCGCCCUGCUCUACAUGCUCAUCAGCUCCGCCAGCAUGCUCACCCUGGGAGCUAUCGCCAUUGACAGGUACUACGCAGUGCUCUACCCGAUGAUCUACCCCAUGAAGAUCACAGGAAACCGGGCGGUUGUGGUCAUCGCCUAUGUGUGGUUACACUCUCUGGUGGGCUGCCUGCCGCCUCUGUUCGGCUGGUCCUCCUUCGAGUUUGACUGCUUCAAGUGGACGUGUGUCGCCUCUUGGCACAGAGAGCCGAGCUACACGGCCUUCUGGGUCACCUGGUGCAUCCUACCCCCGCUCUUCAUCAUGCUCGCUUGUUACGGCGUCAUUUUCCGCGUCGCCCGCAUGAAAGCCCGUAAAGUCCACUGUGGCACGGUCGUGGUGGCGCAGGACGACUCCGCGGGAGCUCAGAAAAACGGACGCAAGAACUCGAGCACAUCAACCUCCUCAAACGGGAGCCGGCGGAGCCUCGUGUACGCAGGAAGCCAGUGCAAGGCCUUCGUCACCAUCUUGGUAGUGAUCGGCACCUUCAUUGUGACCUGGGGGCCGUACGUCGGCGUGGUGUGCACCGAGGCUCUGUGGGGACAGGGGAGCGUUUCUCAGGGGCUGGAGACUCUGGUGGCGUGGCUUUCCUUCUGCAGCGCCGCAUGCCACCCUCUCAUCUACGGUCUGUGGAAUAAAACGGUGAGGAAGGAGCUGCUGGGCAUGUGCUUCGGAGACCGCUACUACAGAGAGUCGUUUGCCACCCGUCAGAGGACGUCCCGGCUCUUCAGCAUCUCCAACAGAAUCACAGACUUGGGCAUGUCCCCACAUCUGACGGCCAUGUUGGCGGGUGGAGGGCAUCUGUUGGCCCCUGGGAGCAGCACAGGAGAUACUGGCUUCAGUUUCACUCAGGACUCAUGCACAGACGUGAUGCUGCUGGACAACUUCUCCAUCGACGACUCCUCCUCUCAUCAACAGCAGCACCACGGGAAUCCGUCCGGGAAGAGGCGGAGCUCGGUCACCUUUGAAGACCAGGUGGAGCAUUCCAAAGCUGAAAACCCCAUCACAUCCUCGGUCCAAGUCCACGCAGAGGUGCACAAAUCUCUCGACAUGUUCGCCUCCUGCCUGGCGAAAGCUAUUGAGAGCGACGCCAAGCUCACCCUGUUCGGGGAGGACCUGGCUCUGCCGGUGGGACUAUUCGUGACGAGGGCGGCGCCGAAGCCCAGAUACCUGGACGGCCAGAGACUGAGGCUGGAGAGCAUUGACGAAGGGAUCGUCAAAGACGACAGGGACGACGACGAAGAAGAAGAAGAGCAGGACGUGGAGGAGAAACCAGCCUGAGCACAGCUCAUCCGGUUACUCGUUGGUCGUCUUUAGACUUUGUACUCUAUCAUUAGAGAACUGUACAGGUUUCACAGCCUCUACUACGCUGUUACAUGUGACCUUUCAGAGUGGAGCCUCUCCGGCUCCGUGGUACAGAUUUAUGAAGUGUCGCUAGCACACGGCGACCCCAUACUUGAAAUAAUUAGGAAACAGGAAGAGGUACGUUCAUUCUUUUCACGAGGUUGGACCAUGCAGAGCGUCACCAUCAGUGUCUUAGUACGCUUUUCUUUUUUACAGAUUAAUGUAGUCCAAUAAGAAGCCUUAACUACUGUAACCUAAACGGUGUCUGCUUGUUGUAGCAAAUGGUUUACUAUAUAUUAUUGUUAUUGUGAGUCCUCAGAAUUAACAUGAACAUAUGCAUCAUUUGGGCCAGGCAGUAUGAAACAAUGCAGUAAUUUCUAUCUUCACGACACUCUAAUCAGAUCCCUCAAAGAGAUUUUCUUAGUUACACUAAGAAAACUAUAUUUCAAAUACAGUUUGUCUUCUGUGUAGGUGCAGAUGAAGUCGCGUUGUGCUUGUACUUCACACGCACAAGUUUCUACUAAUUGUGCCUGAUUAGACCAGACCUCUUCACUGGACUGUGUUGCCAUCUUCAAAUGAAGGUCUUGAUUAGUGUGAGAUUAACGCCGUUAGACAACAGCAACGUGGAGAAGUAGAAUCAUUUUCUCAUUGACUUCCAUAGAAACUGACUUGUUUUUGCAAGAGGGCCAUCGCCCUCUGCCGGUCAUCGAGAGAUUUUUCUUAGAUUGAUGAUAAAAUAUGGAAGAAAAACUGCAUACAUCUAAAAUUACAAUAUAUAAACUUUAUAUUCAGCAGGAAAAAUUAAACUUCAGCAUUCUCUGCCAUUUCUGAAAAAUGUGGCGAGAUACGUCACAGCUCAUGAACUCCCCGCAAGAAGGGAGGUGUCCCCAAUUUGAAGGGCAGCACACACUUCUGUUGCACUGGUUAGUGAGGGGCAGCACUUCAGUCUGCCUUACAUUAUGACCUCCAGAUUAUUUGCAUGAUUAAUGGAUCGUUCUUUUUGUCUGUAGAAUGUCAGAAAAGGGGGAAAUUUCCAUUUAUAACCAACCGUCCAAAACCCAAAGAUGUCCACUUUAUUUUCAUCUACCAGAAAGUGAAGCUGGAACCAUUGAUUAUUUUGGGGGGUAUUAUUGCUUAAAUAAUGACAAAUGAUUGGUUGAUUAUUAAAAAAUAGCAAACGAUUAGUUAGUCAUUGGACUUGUGAUUCCAGCUUUACUAAAAAUGACUUGAGGUGUAAAUACAUGUGGAUUAAUUGGUAUAUCAGAAUAAACAGAUGGAUCAUCAACGUUAUCCCAGUGGUACAGUAGACUGUAUCCAUGUACUGCCCCGCUCUGAGCAUCACCAUAGGAACAGAAUCUGUGGGCUGAUAUCAGUAGUGUUAGUAAAGCAUAUGUGUGACGUGUGUUGCUUGUUGUGUAUAUAUCUGCAGUAAUCAUUAAUCAGGUGAUUUCAGAUCGGUCUCGAUAUUCCACGAUUUUCUCUUCCACAGACGACUGUGACACAUUCACAGUAUAUUGCACUUGAACAAGCCAGCGUUUGCCUGUUCCCACGGAAACCACUCUAAAGUCAGAGAUGAUGAUUAUUACUCUUUUGCUCAAAUGUUUUUUGCAGAUGUUCCAGAGAUUGCUAUAUUAAAAAAAAGAAAUAAUACAUUAGCAAAGAGGCCCACGUUUCCCCAGUACCGUGCACAUUAUGAGCGGUGCAAAGCGGAACCGUGUCAGAUAUAAAUUACUGUAUGUUUCUUUAUUGGUCAUUAAAAGUCGACUCACUGAAAAAUAAAUUUCUUUCAGUGUCGGGAGGACAAGUUAAUAAGUCUUAAUGAAAAAAACAACUACAAAGCUCACUUCUCUUCGUGGUUCAUGUGGUUUACCUCAGUUUAUUACACUCCUUCGUUUCCUUCACGACUAUAAAAGGAAGUCUGAGAUUUAUUAUGAGUAGAGCACAAUUCUGGUGCUUCAGUCUUACCUCGGAUUUUCAUAUUCCUUUUGAACAGGUACUAGGAAAAAGCUGUUCACCUCAGAAGUGAUGUAACCUUUUGAUUUCCUUUAUACAGUAAUACCAAUAUUUGCAUUAAAGUUUUGUAUCAAGAUUUUUUUAUUCAAUGUUUUUGUUUUGUUUUUUACAUAAAAUUUUCUAAACAAACGUUCGUCCUUGUUAUGUGCUGCUGUGAUUAUUUUUUUUUUACCAGGUUGUCUUCAGUUUGUUAACUAUUUAAAAAAAUAAUAAAAUCAUUGAAAUCA